AUGUUAUACUGCACUAUGUAUGGGACUCACGUGUUAUACUGCGCUAUGUAUGGGACUCACAUGUUAUACUGCGCUAUGUAUGGGACUCACAUGUUAUACUGCGCUAUGUAUGGGACUCACAUGUUAUACUGCGCUAUGUAUGGGACUCACAUGUUAUACUGCGCUAUGUAUGGGACUCACAUGUUAUACUGCACUAUGUAUGGGACUCACAUGUUAUACUGCACUAUGUAUGGGACUCACAUGUUAUACUGCGCUAUGUAUGGGACUCACAUACAUGGGACUCACAUGUUAUACUGCACUAUGUAUGGGACUCACAUGUUAUACUGCACUAUGUAUGGGACUCACAUGUUAUACUGCACUAUGUAUGGGACUCACAUGUUAUACUGCACUAUGUAUGGGACUAACGUGUUAUACUGCACUAU
Messenger RNA from Candidula unifasciata, 422 nucleotides. Lineage: Eukaryota; Metazoa; Mollusca; Gastropoda; Stylommatophora; Geomitridae. The record is from the annotation of a GenBank genome assembly.